Ruditapes philippinarum (Manila clam) is the source of this 3060-nucleotide messenger RNA. RefSeq names its product tyrosine-protein phosphatase non-receptor type 5-like. Gene Ontology annotation, biological process: protein dephosphorylation. The transcript has 8 exons. The record is from RefSeq and is a predicted model, not a curated record. Gene Ontology annotation, molecular function: protein tyrosine phosphatase activity. Lineage: Eukaryota; Metazoa; Mollusca; Bivalvia; Venerida; Veneridae. The coding region runs from base 112 to 954 and encodes 280 amino acids.
AUAAUAUAUUCUCUUACUUAUUAGGAGCAGUAUAUCUUCCUUCAUCGAUGUCUUUUGUAUGCGCUUAUCUGCGAUCCUGAUCCACUUCCGGUCACAGAAAUUCCACGCAUUAUGACAGAUAAUAAAAUAUCGCAUCAGUUUCAGACAUUUACAGAAGUUAUAAUACCUAAAACAUUUGACAGAAAAUCAUCUGCCCAGAAGAAGAUAAGAAAAGAAAAUAGAAAAGGAGCUGAUAUUCCUGGUGAUGAAUACAGAGUGAGAUUGAAUUCAACAAAGCAUGAAUACAUUAAUGCUGUUUAUGUUAAUGGAUACGAAAAUCCAUACAAGUUUAUUGUUACACAGACUCCGAUGCCGAACACAGUUGAAGACUUUAUAUCCAUGAUUUAUCAAGAAAAAUGUGCUUGCAUUGUAGACCUGGAUGAUGGCAAUCUCAAUGACAAAUCCGUGGGGCAUUAUCUACCACAAGAUAGAAAGGUAUCUAUCGGACAUUUUCAAGUGGCGUGUAAGAAUGUGGAGACAUUAGAACAUUACAUAAUUCGGGAUCUCACGAUUUCACGGACUGGACUGCAUCUUUCUGGCGAACUGCAUUUAAAACAUUACCAAUAUAACGGCUGGAGUCAGUCAGAAAAAGUUCCGCCUAGAGUAGAACAGUUCUUACAAUUCGUAAAGAAUGUUGAAAACGAGGCCAAAGGUCAGGGUGAAGAGAGGACUAUUGUAGUUCAUUGCUUGACGGGAGCUGAGAGGAGUUGUCUUUUCUGUGCUGUUUCGAUCAUAUCAGAAAAAUGUUUCUUUGAGAAAGAGAUAAGUGUCCUGAAUACAAUCUGUCAACUUCGUUCCAGAAGGAAAACAGCCUUUACCGAUCUUGAACAAUUCAGGUUUUGUUACCAAGCUGUAAAUACUAUUUCGGAGACUUCUGGCAAGAAGCAAUACUAUAACAUGAGCCAGUUGUUGUAAACGAGAUACACAUGCUGAUUUGGAUAGUUAAUAAAGAUUUGUCUCUAGUUCCUUAGCAGCAACAAAAAUGAAUUUAUAAAAAGUAAAAAUCCCGAAAGGUGAUAUAAAUACAACGUGUGUACGAGGGAUGAUACAUAUAUCUAUUACAAACAUUUUUUUAAAUAAAAUAUAGCUUUUAUUUUUUUGUUAGCUUGUCUCAAUAAUUUCUUAGUCUCUUUUUUGUCUAUUGCACUGAAUUUUAUUGCUACACACCGAUGUAUUUUUGAACAAUAUGUUAGUUGAAUAUAUUUGGUUUUUAGAAAAGAUAUUUUUGUAUGAAUAUCAUCCUUUACUUGUUAAAAUUAUGAUAAUUGCAAUAAAACAGAUAUUUUGAAAUAUUUCAUGGGUUAUAUUUACAAACAGUAGGAAGGUUUUGUUGACAUUUUAACCAAAUUUUGUUUAACAUCAGGUUUAACGAAAUGACAAAUGAAAGUUGGGUUAUUUUAUCACAUGAUACUAUCAAUAGCUGAUGAUAGAAUGACAAAAAGGGAACACAACCGGCAAAAUUAAUUAAACAAAUUAUAAAUAACUUUAUAAAAAGGUUAAUUUUAAUUUACUAUGAUCCCUGCUCAUUGGAAACAUGUGAUAUCAUUUGAUAUGGUAAAGAUUAGAAAAUAAACAGUAUUGUACAUGUAUUUUAUUUAGUGAAUUGGUCUACAAUGGUCAGAUUUUCCGUAAGUAUUUCACAUAUUGAUAAAAACAAUAGAAAUGUAUCAUUUUGGAUAUUCUUAAAAACUCUGGUAAGAAAUAUAUUGUCAGAGUGAUAAAGUAUGAACAUAUAGUACAUAUAGAACACUUAAUAUAUUGAGAUGUCAUCUCGGAUUAUGUAUGUAGUGCUUACCAACAACAGUCAUAUAUAAUUCUUCACAACAUUUAUAUAAUUUUUUAACAGUUUGCUUUCUUGUAAGAUACAUGUAUAUAUCAUCAAUACAAUUAUUUAUUGUAUUAUAGACUGUCAAAUAUUGACCAAUUCACUUUAAGAUUUAACUGUCGUUUUAGCUAAAGUGUACAUUAUUUAAUUGUUCUGAUUUAUUUAACCAUUGCUUUUUAUCUUGAAUAUAUAUUGAAUUUUACACUGUUAGUGCUACUGUGCUUCUUUACAAUUAUGUUGAGACCAUACCGGUUUCCUAUAAACGGUAGAAUGAAAUUAAUCAUCCAAUAAUUUAGUCAUGAAUAUGUAUUUAGUAAACAUUAUGAAGCAGCACGUAAACUUUGAACUGAAUAUGAUGUGUGUUUACAAUACAUUUUUGAAAUGUAAAUUUAUGUCUAAAGGGCAACUAUUCGAUGUAAUUGGUAAUGUUUAACUCUCAUUUAUUGUCUUUCUUUUACAAAUACUUAAACCCCAAAUAUAUUUACAAUUCACUGUGCAGAAGUGCAAAGCUCAAGAGUAAUAACUCUUUUGUUUUCUUUUUUUGUAAAUUCUGGUGUUUUCCCCCAUUAUUGAUUCUAAAUUUUCCGCAUUUUUGCUCAGGCAUAAUUCAAAAAGUUAUAAAGAAACCAACUUUUGAAAAAGUGAUAAAUCUAUGUUGGGAGAAGUGCAUUCGGAAAGAAUUAUAUCUACCUUAGGUAUAAUUUUUCAGUUAUUGCCCUUCUUACUUUUUGUCCGGGGCAUAACUAAAACAUAUUGGAUUCAUCUGUGUAAAAUUUCACAGAUUGAUAGAUUUUAUAGAGGAAAAAUGCAUUGCACAAGAACGAUAACUAUUUUGGAAUAAUUACCCUUUAUGCUUUAUACUCAUGUUUGUAUUAGGCAUAGCUUAAACGUAAAGGUAUUUGUUAGAAACUUUUGCAUAAUUUUGGAUUUAUUAAUCUUUGUAUUUAAAACUUGACUCAAUGACGUUAUUUAUUUGUCUAUAAGCAUGCUGUUGCUAAAUUUCAAUUUUAAGAUUUUGAUUCUUAUAUUUACGUACCUUAAAUGAAUAGCCAAAUGACAUUAAAUGUUAUAAAUAUAAGCUUUAUGUCAUUUUAUCUCAAAGAAUCUUUUUUCGCUUGCCACUGUUUGAUUUUAUAGGAUUUGUAUUAUAUAAUAAUUCUGUAAUUUACAUAAUACUGAAAAGUUACAAUCAAUUG